Erpetoichthys calabaricus (reedfish) is the source of this 14731-nucleotide messenger RNA. It is a transcript of the gene usp11, whose product is annotated as ubiquitin specific peptidase 11. Gene Ontology annotation, biological process: protein deubiquitination. Gene Ontology annotation, molecular function: cysteine-type deubiquitinase activity. The transcript has 21 exons. Bases 63 to 2990 code for a protein of 975 amino acids. The record is from RefSeq and is a predicted model, not a curated record. Lineage: Eukaryota; Metazoa; Chordata; Cladistia; Polypteriformes; Polypteridae.
CCUAGCCAAGCUCGUAGUUCCGUAUCGUAUCAGGACAGUCAUUAGAGACUGACUGAUCUUUGAUGAUGGCGGCGGUUUCUCCUACAUCGGCUGAUGUACCGGGGCUGGAGACCCAGUCGAGAGAAAUUGAGAGCCUGCUUAAAGGCCAGGAGCUGCGAGCAGGAGACAGCUGGUACCUCCUGGAGAGGCGCUGGUUUAGUCAAUGGAAGGAAUUUGUCAAAAGUGGAGACCAGAAUUCCACUUCAUUUCCUGGACAGAUUGACAACACAGAGCUCUUUGAAGAUUUGGAGUCUUACCGUCUGAAGGAACGGCUAGUUGAAAACGAAGACUUCAUAUUUGUUCCUGCUGAGGCUUGGCACAAACUUCUGUCCUGGUAUGGCAUGUUGCCUGAUCAUCCAGCCCUGGAGCGUAAGGUUGUGGAUCUGCCCAGCACCCUCAAGGUUGAAGUUUACCCUGUUGAAAUUUUCCUGUGCCUUCACACUGAUAUGGAAAGCCCUAUUUUGGCCCAGUUCAGCCGAGUUGACACCAUAGAUACUAUCCAGAAGUUUAUGAGACUCCAGCUUGGUAUCCUUGAUUGUGCUGAAACCAGACUUUGGAUGAAAAGUUCUGACACCAGCUGUGAACGUCUGCGGAAUAUGCAGCUAACUGUCUUGGAUGCAGGACUCAGCUCUGGCAUGACUGUGAUUAUGGAGACAAGAAAUCCAGACGGCACGUGGCCAAGUUCCAGGCCUCAGAUUAUGAGAAAUUCCAUGGAUGAACAUGAUUCCUACAGGGGUCAGCCAGGGGUUUGUGGACUGACAAAUUUGGGAAACACAUGCUUUAUGAACUCUGCUUUGCAGUGCCUCAGUAACAUACCACCCUUGACGGAGUACUUCCUAAAGAAUGCCUACUUGGAGGAGUUGAAUUUUACAAAUCCACUGGGGAUGAAGGGCGAGAUUGCUGAGGCUUAUGCCGAUGUCAUCAAACAGAUGUGGUCCGGAAGACAUUAUGCCGUUGUCCCUCAUUUUUUCAAGACCAAAGUGGGUCAUUUUGCCUCUCAGUUUUUGGGAUACCAGCAGCAUGACUCUCAGGAAUUGCUGUCUUUUCUUUUGGAUGGACUGCAUGAAGAUCUAAACCGGGUGAAGAACAAGGAAUAUAUUGAACUGAGAGAUGCUGAUGGUCGACCAGACCAGGAAGUGGCAGAAGAGGCCUGGCGCAACCACCGGCGACGGAACGACUCUGUCAUUGUAGACACAUUUCAUGGACUCUUUAAAUCCACACUAGUCUGUCCUGAAUGUGGCAAAGUGUCUGUAACAUUUGAUCCUUUCUGCUACUUGAGUGUACCAUUGCCAGUUAGCAAAGAGCGUGUGAUGGAAAUUUUCUUUGUGUCACUUGACCCUGCAGCAAAGCCUGUGCAGCAUCGAGUGGUGGUUCCUAAAGCAGGAAAGGUGUCUGAUCUGUGUGCUGCCCUUUCCAAGUCAACUCGUGUGCCAGCCAACCAGAUGGUGGUUGCAGACGUCUUUAACCAUCGCUUCUACAAGAUUUAUCACAUGGACGAGUCCCUAAACUGCAUUUUAGACCGGGAUGAUAUUUUUGUAUAUGAACUAAGUAGCGGCUCCCUUGAUGAAGAGGGUGAAGAGGUGGUUUUGGCACUUUAUCUGCGUGAGCGAUCUCACUACAGUUCAAGCAGCAGCUAUGGGACCUCUCUAUUUGGGCACCCUUUGCUCAUUUCAGUGCCCCGGAACAAGUGUACCCAAGAAGCCUUAUACCAUGUCUUUCUGCAUCGUCUAGCCCGGUAUGUUCACCUCCCUGAUUCCUCUGAGGAAGAGGUUGAGGAUGAGGACAGUCCAGAGGAAGAUUUGUACAACCUGCAGUCAAAUGGUCUCAGUGAAGAUGCUCUUUCUGAAGAUGAGGCAGAUGAAGAAAAUGAACAAGCAGGACAGUCAAGCCAAGAGGAAGAAGGCUCUGAAUCUGAGCCCCCCAAUACAGAGCACCCCGCUAAACAGCAGGUUCUUUCAGUACCACCCAAUACAGUUACGGACAGAGGUAGCAGUGAAGAGGAAAGCCCAACCCAGAGAAGGGCAGCUGAGAGACCCAGGGUAAAAGUGAAUGCUGAGAUACCUUCAGGGAGUCCCCUUUCUGAGGAUGACGACUCAUUCCAGGAUCGCCAUGCUAUUGAAAGUCAGGCCAAGAGGAAACGACACCCACACAGAAGGAGGAGGAGAUUGUUUGCAAUCCAGGCAGUCAACUCGAAUGGCACAACUGAGCGUGGCCAAGGGGAGGGGGGCAACGCCUUCUCUUUCAGUUCUCAGCCCUAUGUAGCCAUUGAUUGGGACCCUGAAAUGAAGAAAAAAUACUACGAUGAAGCAGAGGCUGAGAAAUAUGUCAAGGAUAAGAGUAUGGACUUCACGCUGAAGCCAAGCUUGAUAGAGUUACAGCAGUGCAUUGAACUCUUUACUACGGUAGAAGUACUGGAAGAAGAAAAUCCCUGGUAUUGUCCAACAUGUAAAAAGCACCAACUCGCCACCAAAAAGCUGGAUUUAUGGUCGCUGCCUGAAGUUCUGAUAAUUCAUCUGAAGCGUUUCUCUUAUACCAAAUAUGCGAGAGAGAAGCUGGACACCAUCGUUGAGUUUCCUAUCAGGGAUCUUGACUUCUCUAGGUAUCUGCUGAAGAAGACUGUUCCUCAAGAUGAACCUCCCAGCCGCUACGACCUUAUUGCUGUUUCUAACCACUAUGGGGGCCUCAGAGAUGGGCACUAUACCACUUUUGCAAGGAAUAAGGAUAGCGGCCAGUGGUACUACUUUGACGACAGUAAAGUUACCUGUACUACAGAGGAUCGCAUUGUAACGAGUGCAGCGUAUGUUUUGUUCUACCAACGUCAAGACAAGAUUAGCAAGCCUGCUUUAUCCAAACCAUCCACCAGCACAUCUGACUUUAUGAAGGAGGCACCCUUCUAUGGUAAGGAGGAAGCUGAUGGAGAGGACUCUUGCCCCAGCAUGGAGACUGACUGACAUGGAUGGACUGAGGCCAGGAGUUGCUAAUUUUUAUGUAAAUUUUUGGAGUCUUUUCUCAUAAGACUUGAAUCUACCUUCCUUGAGGGGCAGAGAAAGGACACGGUGUUAAAUCUCAGGCUGGAGCUGUUCUGGGGUUUUAGAGCACAGAGAACUGUGAUACCGGUACCAUUGUGGCUGCUCUACUGGGUACGUAGCAGUCAUUGAUCAAUGCAGCCGCUAGAACUGAGGUGUCUAGUGCAGAAAUGCAGUGUCAUAGCUGUUGUUCUUGAAAUCUUGGAUUUAAUGAUGCUGGGUUUAAAAAAAACAAAACAAAAAAAAAACUGGCAUUGUUGGGUGGAAAUAUCUAUUGUUUGUUUCACCUGCUGAUAGUUGACUGUUUGCACACCACUGUUUGAUUUAUAUGAAUUGUUGUAGUUGAUUUUAGCAUGGUACAGUUGUGAUGGUGGCCCUGAGCUGGAAGGACAUCUCAUAACUGCUGGCGGGUCUCUCAUAGAGUGACGGCACUCCUCUUCAGCAGGCUCCACACAGCUGAGUCUCAAAACGCUUCUGCCAUGCAGAAAUUCUUUGGAGUGGGCCUAGCCCACUUUGUCUUUUUUUUUUUUAAUUUGUUAAGAAAGAGUGGAUUCAGUUAUUUUUGUGGAAAGAGCGGUUCCCCUUCUUUGUGGCUCUGUAAAUUGCCACUGUAGCGUGCCAGCACUUUCCACUUCUUUCCAGGGGGAGAGGAUCCAUGCUGUUACCACUUUCCCGUCAGUCAUCUUUUAUAUGUGUCUUUUUUAAGCUAAUAAUUCCUGCAAUGCCAGUUUCUUUUGAAACCUUGAAAUGUGAUUUUUAUUUUGAAUCUCAUUAGACUUGAAAGUUCUCUAAAGAUUUUUAUGCCAAGACCUUUUUCUAUACAAAUUAUAUUGGAUAGAUAUUAAAAAUGAACUUGAACGUGCAAGAAGAUGUGGUAUUUCCAUACCCUCCCCACCUACCCACCUGCAUAUCCUGUAAAGGCUGAAUCUGAUAUGGAGAAAAAUCUGUAAGCUGGAAUUGUUUUUCUAUUGCAUAAUUUGCAUAUUAUCAAAACCUGCAUUUGUCUUUUAUAUUUUUAUAUUUAUUUUAGUUUACAAAAAAGUUGCAGAUGGCAAAAAAAUUCAGAUUUGCAAUGUAAUUUGGGGCCAAGAGGGCAUAGUGUGUGGCCAAGUUUUAUUGUCCCACUUCAGUCAGAUGUCAGACUGGAUUUGUGAGCUGUGUUGGACUAGCCAGAUAAUGUUAUGUUUACAUGCUACAGGAAUCUGAACUUCCCCAUGGAACAUUUCAUGCAAGCAUGCUUUCAGAUGACAGCACCCACAAUAACAAUUUGGAGAAAACUACUUGCCCAAAAUUCACAUAAUGCUAACAAAAGUGCAAAAUACAGGGGGACCUGGGAGGUCUGAGACCCCCUAAUAAACCCCAUGGACCUCCUGCAAGCCUGAAGAUCAGUAUUUUUGGGUGGUUGUCCCUAAAAUAAAUAAAAUAAUUAAAACACGCUGUAAAUUACUUAGUGCCCUUUAGUGAGUUCGUAACAGAGUGCAGAAAGCCCUUAAGGUGCAGGAGUAGACCACAAAAGGGGCGGGGUGAAGUGAGUGAGUGGCGGCUGACUGGGCGGGGUGAGUGAGGCGAGUGGAUAGUGGCUGGCAAGGCAAGGUUAGUGUGGCUUUGCUGUGUGAUGCUGGGUAGUUUUUGUUUGUAAAAUAUACUUAUCUUGUACAUAAGAGAUGCGUAUCCUAGCUGACAAUAUUCGUCAUAUCGAAUUGAUUGUAUAUUCCAUACUUCCAGAGUAAGAUUUCAGUGUUUAGCUAAUGGGAACUUCUCGACUACCUCAGGGUUAUUUUGCACACUGCUUCUACACUCAUCUGAUUAUUUCAAAUAAAAAUGAUUAUGAACUAGGGCAUUUUAUGGCGUUCUUGCAUUUCAAGGGGUGCAAUACAUGCAUUUUUGCAUUUAAUUUCAUUUGCCUAUUAUUUUCACCAAAUAAUUAAAUGUUUUUUGUGCAGACCAACUGGCAAAUCAACAGUGACAUCACACUGCUCUCAAAUAUCCAAACCAAAAAUGCACAUUACCAGAGUGAUGUGUGAAGGUGUGACACCACAGAUGAUAAUUCAAUUUCCUGUGCGCAUAACAUUACUGUGCAUAUGGUGGUCACCCUAGUUAAUUUAUCACAAGCUGUAAUUCUUCUAUAGUUGCAUUCUGGUGUGGCCGUUUAUUGCAAAGUUUUUUAUGCACUUGUCCCUGUGUACCAGGGCAGUGGUGAGGAUUGGCUACUAGGGCCAUUUAAGCACCAGACCUAAGAUUUUAGCGUCACUCUUCUAGGAGAGAGGAUUUGUUAAGAAUUAAACUCUUCUUUAGGCACAUGAGUAUGGGGACAGUUUAACCUCCUUAGUGUUACAUUUUUUCUCAAAAAAACAUGUAAAAAGCGUAUUUUUGGAUAUAAGUCAGAGGUGUAGGAAGUAUAAUAAUGAUACAAAUAAUAAUAAUAUGAACAGCACACUGCACAUGUGUGAGUGAUGGGAGUGUCACUUUUUAAUUCCUAGAGUCCCUUUCGGUUUCACUGUCCGUUUCGAUUUCACUGCCUGAAGAUAGAUUCACCUCGUCAUCACUGCUAAUGAGAGGUGUUUCUUUUGAGACGCUGUUAUGAGGCUUGGAGAAUACACGUUAAUACCAAUACCCAGUUAAAGUUCUGGCCUGACGCUUACAUAUAAGACAUGACUAUACCAUUGGCCAACUAACGUUCAGCACUAAUGAUGUUGGCACUUUUACAGCCCGAGUGAUCCCCAGUCUAACGCUUACAUGAGACACGUCUAUACUGCUAUCCGAUUGACAUUCAGGUCUAAUGCUUUUAGCACUGUUUUUACAGCCUGAGUGACGGUCGAGUCUAACGCUAAGGAGGUUAAUAUUGUCAGGUAUUGACAGAAAUGCCAAAGCACAGAAAUUUGACAAGCGUUCCUGCAUUGAGCACAUGUGGAGAGAUGGGAAGUUUAAUGGACUUUAUUAGUAAUUGUUUGAAUCUCAGUAAGAUGAGACAGAGGAGCCCAAGUGGCCUCCCUGACAAAGCUACAAGCACAUGUCUUUCCAGUAAUCACUAAAAUAAAACUCAAGUUGAGUCUUUCACACUCUUGUGUAAACAUUUUAAAAAAUUCAGGUUUUAGUUUAUUGAAGGUGAUGUACUAUGUGGCCAUGGCUGAGGGUGGGUUAGUUAAAAAGCUAGUUUACUUAAUUUGGAAGUUAUAAACAACCAAAGUUAAGUUUUUUUAUGCAUGUUGAAAUAAUGCCAAAUCAAAUUUUCAGCCUAUCUGCCUGACCCCCACUAUAGCAUAGCUUACAAUUUUUGAUUUGUGUUAUUGUUUUCAAAUUAGCAACGAAAGCUCUGAAAUAAAUGGAAGCGUACUUACAGUGCCCAGCAAAAUAAAAAAACAACCAAAGUCAUACACUUCAAUACUUUAUUAAAUCAACUUUAGCUUUGAAUUAUGGCACACUUUCAAUGUUUCAGUGAGCUUUUGCAGUGUCUCAACAUUUAUUUUCUUGUGUUAAUUUUUCACACAGAAUUUUUUUGACGACAGGAGAGUCAAACCUCUCCGUAAAAUCAUCUCCACCAAAUUCCAAAGACUUUUCAAUGGGGUUAAGGUCAGGAUCUGUGGCAGCCAAUUCAUGUGGGAAAAUGAUUCUUCAUCCUCCGUAAACCACCACACUUUCACAAUUUGAGCCCAAUGAAUCUUGGCAUUCUCGUCUUGGAAUAUGCCCAUGCCGUCAAAGAAGAAAAAAAAUCCAUUGAUGAGAUAACCUGGUUUGUCAGUAGAUCUGGAUACUCAGCUGGCUUCAUUUUAUUGCUGCAAAACAUGCUGAGCCUACAUCACACCAACUGAAGUGACCUCAGAUCAUAACACGGUGGGCACAGUGCAUGAUGGGUCUAUCACUUCGCACACUUGUUUCAACUUUGUGGAAGAAAAGUGGUUAGGGGGGAAAACAAAUCUUAAAUGAUCGUGAUCAGGGAAUCACUAGAAUGUUUGUUGAAACCAAAUCAUAGAAAAGAAGGUCUGUCUAUCUCAGUGUUUCUCAAACUGUGUGCCGUGGCACACUAGAUUUGCAGAUGUGCUGCGGGAGUUUCUACAAAUAUUUGAAAUUUAUACAGGUUUUCAGAACGCUACACGUGCAGCGUUACACAGGUCUGCCUACUAUUAAAUUUUUAUCCUACGUUGCGAUGACGUCCCCACUUGCAACGACCAGUAAUAGUAGCCCGCACUCUCCCCUUUUCUCUGCCCUGCUAAAUCGGAACGCUACAUUUUGACGGAAAGGGGUGUUAGCUAUUCAGGUUAUGGAAUUUUCCACUAUACAUAUAUUAUUAUAAUGACUAAAAUGUAGGCCGCCCUAGCAGACACACAGCAGUUUUUGAAUUGGUAACGAUAAUAAUAAGCGAUGUGUUUCAUUUAAAUUUUUUAGGUGUAUGCUAAUAAUAACAAAUUAUCAAUAAGCGUUAUUCAUUGUUAUCCAUGGAGAAAUACGUUAGCAAGAAUGAAACUGCGAAAGCGUUAAAAAAAAAAAGCAAGGAACCAAACGAAGGUACAAAGAAGAUUACAUCGGAUAUGGUUUCAUAUCUUCGGGACCUGAAGAUGCUCCAUUGCCAUUCUGUCUGAUCUGCAAUUCAGCUCUGUCGAAUGAGGCGCUUGUUCCAAGCAAAUUGAAGAGACACUUGGAAACAAAACAUCCAGCUGUAAAAGCGCAACCGAAGGAAUACUUCGAAAACAUCAGGGCUCAACAAAAUAAACAAGCUAAGAAACUUACGAACUACCUAAAGCUGCCAGAAAAGGGAUUGAUUGCAAGUUAUAAGGUUGCUCAGUUAUUAGCAAAACGCAAGAAAGCGCAUACAGAGGCUGAAUCAGUCAUUGCACCAGCUUUAGCAAUAGUUGUUGAAACUAUCCUUGGACCCGAUGCCGCCGAAAAAGUUAAGAAAGUUCCUUUGUCAAAUGAUACUAUCUCGCACAGAAUUGAAGACUUAUCGUCAGAUUUACAAGAUCAAAUCUGUGAACACUUUGACGCGCCUGACGAUGAAGUGUCUCUGUUGUGGUCUCUUCAAGUUGAUGAAUCUACUGACGUUAGCGGCAAAGCCCAGCUGCUAGCUUUUAUUCGGUUCAUAAAGGAUGAAAAAUGUGUCAACGAAUUCUUAUUUUGCAAAGACUUACAAACUACGACCAAAGGCGAAGAUAUUUUCAAUGUGGUGAACGAAAACAUUUUGCUCUUCAAACUACAGUGGAAAAACUGUGUCAGCGUUUGCACCGAUGGCUGUCCUUCCAUGCAGGGAAAUAGAAAGGGAUUCGUCACUCUUGUGCGUCAAGAAAAUCCAAAUGUAUUAGUUGUUCACUGCAUGAUCCACAGAGAAGCUCUUGCCUUCAAAUCUUUGCCGAAAGAUUUGAUGUCUGUUCUGGAUCAAGUGAUUACAGUUGUAAACUUCAUCAAAUCUCGACCGCUUGCAUCCCGACUUUUCUCUCAGCUCUGUGAAGCAAUGGAUUCAGACUACAAAUGCCUCCUGUAUCACACCAACGUUCAUUGGCUCUCCAGGGGAAAAGUGUUAAAGCGUGUCGUCCAACUCAAGGCUGAGCUGAUUUCAUUCUUGGAGGCUGAAAAAAAGACUUUGGAUUUUCUAUUCAUGACGAGAUCUGGUGGGUUAAGGUGACAUUUCUCUCUGAUUUAUUUGACAAAUUAAAUUCACUGAAUUUAAGUCUUCAAGGACCAUCGGAAAACAUCAUCACUGCAUCCUCAAAACUGAAGUCAUUUGGUGAAAAAUUGUCGUUGUGGCAAAGUAAGAUCUCGAAAGGAGUCUUCGACUGCUUUCCUACUUACAAUAAAUGUGCUUCAAAUAAAGAAAUCACCCCCUAAAUUCUGUACACUUUGACACACCUGCAGUCAGCAUUGCAGCAUUACUUCCCAACAGUUGGAAGUAAUGAAUAUGGAUGGGUCAGCUAUCCAUUUGGAAACAAUGAAGCUACAAAUCUUACAACUGAAGAAGAAGAGCAGCUCAUUGAUUUAAAAAACGAUGCAGUUCUUAAGUCAAGUUUUGCUGAGAAAAGCCUGGAUGUGUUUUGGAUUUCAAUCAACAAGUUAUAUCCUGCAAUCAGUUUAAAAGCAAUCAAAAUAAUUCUUCCAUUUGCAUCUUCAUGGUUUUGUGAGUUUGGAUUUUCAGCACUGACUGAAAUCAAGUCUAAGAAAAGAGAGAGACUUCUUACAAUAGACACUGAAAUGCGAGUUUGUUUGUCGACUUUGGAGCCUCGAUUAGAUCGCAUUUGCUCUCAAAAACAGGCACAUCCUUCACAUUGAAUGUAAUACUUAAAAACAGGUAAAAUAAUUUUUCAUUUUAUUAUAAAACAACUGUUGUUCUUCCUGGUGUGCCGCGAAAUUUUUUAGUUUUUUUACUGUGCCAACAGACAAAAAAGUUUGAGAAACACUGGUCUAUCUUCAUGCCCUGAUGCGCCCAUCAUACUCUGAAACAGGGUAAAUCUGGACUCGUCAGACCACAUGACCUUUUUCCAUUGCUCCACAGUCCAAUCUUUAUGCUCCCUAGAAAGCUGAAGUUGUUUUUUUCUGAUUAGCCUCACAAACCAGUGGCUCUUUUGAGGCCGCACAUCAUUAAAUCCCAAUCCUGGAAGUUCUCAUCACGUUGUACAAGUGGAAAUGCUCUUACUUUCACUACUAAACACAGCAUUGAGUUCAACUGUUGAUUUUCUACGACACCAACAAGCGUGAUUUCCAGUCAUGAUCAAUUUUUUUUUCCCCCACCCACAUUCUUCUGCAAAGUUUACGGUACACCACUAUCCUUCCAUUUUUAAUAAUGCUUUGGAUGGUUCCUAACCCAAUUCCAUAAAUUCCACAAAUCUUGUUUUCUUUGCUUGAUGCAGGCCAAUAAUUUACCUUCUGAAAUACAGUAACGUCUUUUCCCGUGACCACAGUAAAAUAUCUUCAGACUUAGUUGUUUAAGAAACGAGAAGCUAAAAAUUGCAUCAGUGAAUUGGAAUUAUGGCCGUUCCAGUCAUUGGCUCCCAAGUGUUCUCUUAUAUAAAUUCAAGCGGCAACUUCAUUUUUGCCCAGGCAGUGUAGUUCUCACCAUAGUUUGCUAAUCCAGUGUCUAGUGCAGCAUUUCAUGGAGAUCUUGUUCUAAAGUGUGCCUCUCAGUAAACGAACAAGUCCAUUACGGUCAUGCUUGAAAUUUGAUGAACCCAUAUUCCUGCAUAUAUAUAUAUAACUUGAAACAUCAUUGGAUUUUGACACAAGUCCAAAACACAGAUAUGGAGAGCCCAGCUAAAUAAAUACCAUAUCAUAUUUGGUUGUUUGUUUAUUGAGGAAAAUCACCCAGUGUUACAUAUCUGUGAAUGGCAAAGUAUGUAAACAGAAUUGGGUGUUGUCAAUCAAUGUGAAAGAGCUUCAUCUUCAAACACGUUUAUGCAGUAGCAGCAUACCAUGUCACGGACAAAGGAUAUUUCAGAGGACCUCAGAAAAAAGAAUUGUUGAUGCUCAUCAUGUUGGUAAAGGCUACAAAACCAUCUAGUUUAGAUGGCACCAAUCCACAGUCACACAGACUCUGUACAAAUGGAGGAAGCUUAAGACUAUUGUUACUCUCCCCAGGAAUGGCUGGCCAACAGAGACCACCAGGUCACAAAAUAGCCAAGUGUAACUUCCAAGCAACUAAAAGCCUUUCUCCUAUUGGAUGAGUCCACCAUCAUGGGAACACCGAAUAGCAGUUGUGUGCUAUUCUUGGGUUGCAAGGAGAAAACCACUGCUUUCCAAAAAACAAACCUUGCUUCCCGUCUACAUUUUGGACAAGCCUGAAAACUAUGGGAGUAAAGUUUUAUGGACAGAUGAGACUUUUGGCUCAAAUCAGAAGUGUUCUGUUUGGAGAAAGAAGAACACUGCAUUCCAGCAUGAGAAAUUCGUCCCAUCUGUGAAAUAUGGUGGCAUUAGUAUCAAGCUUUGGGCCUGUUUUGCUGCAUCUGGGCCAGAACAGCUUGCCAUUGUGGACAGGAAAAUGAAUUCUGAAUUAUAUAGCGAAUCCUAAAGGAAAAGGUGGACUACAUCUCAAGAGAAACUGGCCAAUGCAGCAAGACAAUGACUCUAAGCAAACAAGUCGUUACACCAAAGAGUGGUGAAGAAGAAUAAAAUAAAGGUUUUGUUGGAAUGGCCAAGUCAAAGUCCUGACCUUAACCCUAUAGAAAUGCUGUGGAAGGACCUGAAGCAUGCAGUUCAUUUGAGAAAACCCAGCAACAUCCCUGCGUUGAGGCAGCUCUGUGUGGAGGAUCCUCGAAGCCGAUGAGCAGAACUGAUCUUCAGCUGGAAACAUUUAGUUGCAGUUAUUGCUGCAAAAGUGGGUGACGCCAAAUACUAAAAGUAAAGGGUCAGAUACUCUUGCCACUCACAGGUCUGUAAUACUGGGUGAUUUUCCUCGGUAAAUAAAUAAAUGUUCUUUAUUAAUUAACUGGGUUCUCCAUAUCGACUUUUAGGACUUGUGUGAAAAUCUGAUGAUGUUUUAAGUCGUAUUUAUGCAGGAAUAUGGAAAAUUCUGAAGGGUUUGUGAACUUUCAAGCACUACUAUAUAUAGAUGCGUCAUGUCUGCUGCCCUUCCAAGCUCGACUUCUGUUAUUCCUGUUUUUAAGUUUCAGUCCUAACCCUCUUUGAUGUGUCACAAGAUCAUUUUAAUCUUGCCGGGUGCUGAGUGUGCAGGAGUCGGCCACAGUCCAAGCACCCUGACUGAAAGUGACAGACGGUUUGGAUGCUUCAGUAUCUGUGAGUCAGACGUGUGAAAUCUUUGUUUGCCAUUUUAUACUUUGGUGGAGAUGAGUUGACGUGGGAUCAAAUUAGCACUUGGCCGUACGUCACUUCCUUCACUUCCCUGGCCAUGUGCUUGCAGUGUGAACUGGGAACAAAACUUUAGCAAAAAAAAAACCAGCAGGGUGGCAUUGCCAGGAGUAACGGGUGUCUGUCCGUGUUAUUGAGCCGUUAGUGAACGGAGUGAAUAACAUUCAUACGUUGUUUUGGUUGGCAGGGCUGCACCUCUCCACUGUCGUGUGCUAAUGAGGCCGACUGCUACGUCUUAAUGUCUACUCCCAUUUGGUAGGGAGGGCUGUGGGUUAUUUUGUAUAUAUUUAUUUUUUCCAUAAACUCUUUGUCUGUCUGCAACAUUUUUUCAAAUUAACUGACAGCUUCUGCCGGAGUAAUGACCUGCGAUAUCACAACCACUUCUCGUAUUACGACUACUGAGUAGGAAAACCGUCCAGCUAGACCAGCACCUGACCGGUUUAAUAUCAACUGCAAGAUACUCGAAAAAAAAAAUACAAAUAAUAAUAAUAAACAUCCCGGCCUCUUUAUUUAACACUUUGUAAAGCUGGGUACAAGGUGUAAUGUGUAAAGAAAACAAAAAAAUAUUUGACUUUUGUACUUUUAGAAAUUAGUUGGCUGUCUUUAAAUAAAAAAAAAAACAAAACAAAGUCUUAAUGACUGGAAAGGAGACAAAGCCGAGACGCAUAUCAGGAUGUUCCAGUUUGAUGGAUGCAAAAAUGUUCAGGGAGCAGCGUUGACAAUUUGAAUGGCAAAAUACUGCCAGCGGCUUUAAUGGGAAAGCAUUCUUAAUGUCUCACCUCACCAGUACUGUGACACCCCGACGAAACAAAAACUCCAGAGUUUGAUCCGUGACUAAUGUAUCUAGUGCUACAUCAACAUUUUUUUUAGAAACUUUUUUCUUAUCAUUCCACUGAUAUUCCGUUCACUCCGGUUGACCCCUGUGCCCGGAAUACCAGUGGGCUACAGAGCAGUUUUCAUUAUAGUUUGUAGCUGUUACAGUACAGUCUGGCUAAACAGUUUGUCACGCACAGGCCGGACUGAACCCCACUAGCACUUUAAAAAGGCCACCAAGGCACAGUCAAUGUGUAAAGUUGAGGAAGAACCAUCACAAUGAAAAGGGUUUACAGUGCAGGGCCAGCUGUUCUUCACGCUGAAAACGGGCUUGAAAUUGGGGUCAGUAAAGGGGGGCUGCGUCAGACUCUGAUCUGCAGGCAGUGGGGUGUAGUAGUUAAAAGUUUGGACUCCAAACCCUGAGGUUGUGUGUUCAAAUCCCGCUCCUGACACUAUGUGGCCCUGAACAAGUCACUUGACCUGCCUGUGCUCCUGCUGGAAACCAAAAGAAUUUAAUCGGUUGUAUCAUAAAUGCUGUACGUCAUCUUGGAUAAAGGAGUCAGGCGAAUAAGUAAAUGUAAACUUACGAACUUUUCUUUGUUGCAGACGGGGUACUCGAAUGACAGCUUGUCUGCUCAUUUUGCUAUUAAAACAAGGAAACAAAUUGUCGGCAAUCACGCACUAAAAUACGUUCUGUCCCAUGACAUAGUAACUUAUAGACCGGCUGAGGUGCGAGGCUUAUAUGGCCGCCUUAAUUUAUUUUCAACAUAAGUACUUUGAGCCGACACAGUGGCCAUUAAGUAUACCUCCAGGCUUGCUCUACAUUCUCUGUGCCGGUUUUCAGACAUCUCAGGCUUGAUGCUGUGUACAUCUGUGCUGACGUCCUCUGAUGGACCUGAACAGGGCAGGUUGCACUCUUCCCAUUCUUGUUCAUCUUCACAGCAUGUGACCGCCUUUUACUGUAGUCUGGUUUUAUAAUCUUAGAUAUUUGUAUAGUUAUGGUUUUUUUUUUUUUUGCUUUACCUCCUAAGAAGACAAUUAACUUAUUGUUGGUUGUACAAAGGUGGCUGUCUUGGCGGGCCCACCACCAUUGAGCGCCUGCGAUGUGUCUGCAUGAUGCCGCUAAACAGCAGAAGUGUGGGCACAGUAAGUGAUGAAUGAUGGAUGCUGAUGCCUGACUGUCUGUGCAUUUGAAUGUGGACGUGUGUGCUGCACAUUUUUCGGCAUUGUGACACACAGUGGGAGAGAACAGUCUGGCUGUGACUUUUUUGUUUGGAGGGGUUGGUGUCAGAAAUAGAAGUUUAAAGCAAGGCAAUCUGGACAGUGGGCAGCAACAAUUUAUUUUCUGGUCUUUUGGAAUGAAAAAGGAUACAGUUAAGCAUAAACGCUCACAUCGUUGGUAGCCUGUAGCAUCAGACAGUUGUUCGUUUGUUGUGUGUGGACACAGUUUUAGGUAAGGAAUAGCCGAAAAAUGUCUGGAGAAUAGCUUGUUUUGUUCCAAGGCAAGUUCCAUCUUGGCCACAGACAACCCCCCCCCCCCGUGUGUUCAGCAGUGGGCACGCGUCCCGUCCGGACCCACACACAGUCAAGCCCAUGCUAGAUGGGCCUGCAGACUUAAAAUAGAAAUUCCCUGGUCUGCUGUCUUGAAUGCAAGCCUACUGUGCAAAUGUGUCUUCAGCUUGUGCCUGUCAGGACAAGGAAACGGGUGACUUUUACGUUUGAAAGCAGUUUUUUUAAAUUAUGUUUUUAUUUUAGUGUUCAGAUUUACACAGGAGGUUGCCGGUAUAACAAAACCUAUAAUAAAGAUUAAUACUUAAAGGAUCUAUUUUUCAUGUAAGUUGUCUUUAGCCUUUAUGGAUGUUUUCAUUUUUUUAUUGGGGAUACGGAGGGAGGGAUGGAUAUAUCAAAUGUUCUUAAUUAUAAAACAGAGCUUAAAUAUAUGCAUAAAUAAUAUAUUGUAUUUUCAUAAAAAACAUACUUGCCAAUUUUGACAUUGUUUAAAUAAGAGAGGGAGCAUUAUUUUUCUCGCAUGCUGUUAAAAGUGUGUAAAUAAAGAAAAUGAUUUUAUU